Messenger RNA from Penicillium chermesinum, 957 nucleotides. Its product is annotated as mitochondrial 37S ribosomal protein uS9m. Gene Ontology annotation, cellular component: ribosome; mitochondrial small ribosomal subunit. Gene Ontology annotation, biological process: translation. The record is from RefSeq and is a predicted model, not a curated record. Bases 1 to 957 code for a protein of 318 amino acids. The transcript has 2 exons. Gene Ontology annotation, molecular function: RNA binding; structural constituent of ribosome. Lineage: Eukaryota; Fungi; Ascomycota; Eurotiomycetes; Eurotiales; Aspergillaceae.
AUGGCCCGGCACGCGCCCAAUGGCAUUGUCCAGGCAAUGCAAUUGCUGCGGUUACAAGGGACUCCAUAUCGUCGUGUGAUCCCAUCCUUACGGCCAACCGCCCGCUUCUACGCGACCGAGACCGAGCCGCAGACCCCAUCAACGGAGGCUUUACCAGAGCAGACCGCAGAACCCCAGCUCGAAGUCCGACCUGCACCAGAGAUCAACUUCGCAAAGUUUCAGCAGCGCCCAGCUCGGAUUGUCCCAGCUUCACGGGCAUAUUUCUCCGGCAACCCACGAUUCAUCGAUCACGUCCUGAACCUGGAGCAUUUACAACAGAAGUAUGCUUCGCUCCCACAAGUGCCGGCCGGAGAAGCGCCUCGAAUGGCCUGGUUCAAGCUGGCCCAGUUUCGCGACUUCGUCGGCGAGGCUGUCCCGGUCAAGAAGUACCGAAGCUUGCUCAAGCUUCUGCAGCAACUGAACCGUAUUGAGCCCGGGAUCGCACCGCAAGAAGUCCGCACAGCUAUUUCCGUGUUCCUGCGACCGGGAAAUCCGUACGCGAAGGAGCACACCCCGCGCGAGGUCGAUGAGAACGGCUGUGCGCGUGCCAAGGGAAAGAGGAAGACGUCGACUGCGGUUGUGCAGCUUGUUGAGGGCGAGGGCGAGGUGCUUGUGAAUGGCCGAUCCAUCGUGGAUGUGUUCCCGAGGGUAGAUGACCGAGAGAAGGCGCUGUGGGCGCUGCGAUCCACCGAACGGAUUGAUAAGUAUAACGUCUGGGUCAGAGUCCACGGCGGUGGCUCAACUGGCCAGGCAGAGGCUAUCACGCUCGCCAUUGGACGGGCACUGAUGUUGCAUGAGCCAGGUUUGAAGCCUGUUUUGCGAAAAGCUGGUGCUAUCACGGUCGAUGCUCGUCGUGUGGAGAGGAAGAAGCCGGGUCAUGUCAAGGCCCGCAAGAUGCCUACCUGGGUCAAGCGGUGA